AUGCACGGGGGUGGUUCCUCUACCACCCGCCGCGGUGAGGAUCCAUGGCCUCGCAUGGAAAAGGAAGUGGAGGCACUUGUCAACAGUCUUCUUGUGCAAAUACAGCGCUAUCGUGAAACCCCACGGCCCACCGUUAUUGCAGAGAAUGAGUUGUGCGAUGCCGUGGAUGCCGCAAACGAGGAAGUAGAAGACAUGCGGGCCGCAUUAGAUGCCGCUAUUAAUCAUCCAGAGUUAUUUCCCAUCACCGGUGAGGAACUGCAGGCACGUGCAGAGAAGACUCGGGCGUGGGAGCGUGAUGUACGGAAGGCACUCGAUCUUAAAGUAAAAAUUAUUCGUGAACGCCAACGGCGUGCGGCAGCGGCAGCGGCGGGAGGAGCUGAAAACAACAACGACGCCUCUGGACUGCGGGAGAAUAAUGACUUUCUUCAACAAGAACACGAUGUACAACGUCGGUAUAUGCAGGAAGAUGAUGUCACUGUGGAUCGACUUGCUGGCGGUGUACGGCGUGUGAAGGAGACGGCUGUGCACAUCAGUGAUGAGUUACACACACAAGACCGUGUGUUGGAUGAUAUUGAUAGCGGCAUGACUCGUGCACAGAUGCAUAUUGAGGGAGCUAUGAAGAAAGUGGGGAAACUGUUGGAUUCCGCUAGUGAUAGUAAGAAGAUUAUGUGUAUUGUCGUGCUGUUGGUUAUACUCGUCUUGCUCAUAAUGUUCGUAGUCAAGUAG
This is a messenger RNA of Trypanosoma theileri, 726 nucleotides long. Its product is annotated as putative Qc-SNARE protein. Lineage: Eukaryota; Euglenozoa; Kinetoplastea; Trypanosomatida; Trypanosomatidae. The coding region runs from base 1 to 726 and encodes 241 amino acids. Gene Ontology annotation, cellular component: membrane. The record is from RefSeq and is a predicted model, not a curated record. Gene Ontology annotation, biological process: vesicle-mediated transport. The transcript has a single exon.